UUCCACAAAACAAACUACUGGACUUGCUGGCAAUGGCACUCUCGGGUGACACUAUCAACACAAUUAGACAUGCUAAAAAGUUGAUUGAAAGUAUUGAACCGGCAUCCUUUGUAUCUCAAUUAACAAAUCUUAUCACAAAUGUACUCUCUGAAAGUGGAUAUCCGGAUUCAUCAUCUUCAGCAAACCAAAAGCUACUCAAAAGUAGAUCACGACUCAGUAAGACAAGCAAAACCCACACAAGAAGAUUGUGCUACAUAUUGAAGUUACUAGUCGGAACGGAAAGGCAACUCCGGUCCUCAUCUGUCAAGACUCCAAACAUAAUUGCAGCUUUACUAGACAUGACUUCCGUGAAACCCUCAAGCACCAAAAUCGUCUUGCCAAAAAGUCAACGUUCAUCAUCUUUGAGCGAAAUAGCAUUACAUUCAGAUGAACACCAAAGACACCAAAUAAUAGAUACAAAGAGGGGAAGCUUAAGCGACACUGAAGAACUAUGGAAAGAUCUGCUCAAAAGAGUGGAAAGCUCCCACAUACAAAAAUUCCUUCGAGACCAAGCAAAACUUGCACUAUUGUCUAUCUCUAGGACCAAGGCCGUUGUACAUUUGACUUUUACAAGACCAGAAGACAAGAUGGCUGCAGAAAUUUCAGAAGCAAGCUUAGCCAAGUCACUUGAGUUUGCAAUUGGAUGUCCAGUUACUCUCCAUAUGAGCCUUGAGCAACCAAUCUUAGGACAUAAUGGUAAAAGCAUAACCUUGAGUGGAAGUCGUUCUGUGUAUUCUCAACAACAAAACACACACCGGGACGGUGAAUCGUGGGAGGGCUUAAGACUCACAAAAUCAAAAUCCUGCUCAACAGCUCACCAACCAAAAGGAAGGGAUUUGAACACAGUUCAGGUUCAAAACUUGACAAGCGUGUUUGAAAAAUCGACUUCAGAUGCAAAAGAUCCCCAAUCAACAAAUUUGAUACAAGCAGGAGACUCUAAACAUGCAACACAUUAUAUGAAAGCCAACAAGCCUAAGCAUAGAUGGUUGUCUUUAUCUUCAAUCCCGCAAAGUGAUGCAAGUGUAGAACCUUACAGUCAAGAUGUAACAUAUGCAAACUUCAACAAAGGUGGAGAUGACACGACAAGGAAAACACCCAAAUUUCAAAGGGGUUUAUCAAAGAGUUCCAAAGAUCGCCGGUUUAAAGAAACCACGGAUCAACUAAAAUCAAAUCCCUCAUGGUGCUGCUGAAACUACGAUAACUUCAUUUUUUUGAGCAGUCCUCGCAACUAGUUGCAAAAGCAAAGAUGGUUUGGUUUUAUUAAUUAUUUACUUAUAAAAAGAGUGUGGUGUGUUCACAAAGGGCAAGACAUGUACAUUUUAAUAAUGAAGAGGGAGGGUAAAUGUCAGUGAGAGCAA
Molecule: messenger RNA, 1397 nt
Organism: Erigeron canadensis
Lineage: Eukaryota; Viridiplantae; Streptophyta; Magnoliopsida; Asterales; Asteraceae
Product: protein STICHEL-like 4
Exons: 5
Coding region: 33-1229 (398 amino acids)
Source: RefSeq, a predicted model, not a curated record